CAACGCGUAAUCAAACUUUAAUUCUAAAGAAAAGAAAAAUACUUUUACUAGAAACUAAAUCAUCUCCAAACCCCCUUGGCCCCUUUUCGGAGUCUUGCUUUUGGGAAAAAAUAAUUCUCGUAGAAAUUAUAAAAGCUUGCUUUACCAUAUAAUCAAAAUCAUUUUAAAACUAAGCAAGAAUAUCAACUUUUAAAAACAGAGAAUUAUCUUAAGGUGCGCGGCAAUGACGUUUAAAAAUAGUGAAAUUCUUUUGACCCUUUAUUUCUUUGUGCUGUUCUUAGCCACCGCACAGGCGGUGGCGCGGAAAGAGCUCCAAGAAGCUUCUCCUUCGCCAGAGGCAAUUGCAGCUGAAAUGCUCGAUUACCCAGAAGAUCCCCUUGCAGUGAUCAUUAUAGCUUACGCGAGCAGCGUCACCAUCCCCGCAAUCGCCUCCAUCCUCUUCAUCAAGAAAUUCAUCGAUUUCCAGGCCGUCAUACUUGUCUGCGGGAUCUGCCCCUGGGUUUCCAAUGAGGCUGUUCGAUCUCACAGCGCCAUGUUUCUCCUCAUCCAAAUAGCGCUAAAUUUCAUCGGAUUUUGCUGCUGGAUCUUUUUAUGUGUCAGAAACGCGAGGCUGAAAAAUGGGCGGCCGUCGUCGGAGGUGGUGUUUGAAACGGGGGCUUGGUUUUUUGCGCUGGGGUUGAGCGGGAUUGAGAUCGCGCUGAGGCUGAUUCUCCGUGACAGGAAGUUUCAUAAGGUGGCUUCUUGGUACCCGGCUGGGAUGUCUCUGCUUUUGUUCGUGGGGAAUUAUUGGAGCAGAGGUAGGGCAAUGAGAGCAUCUGCUACACACUGAGCUUUUGAGAAAUUUGAGAAAUUAAUAUGGAAGAUAGAAUAGGUGGAGUAGAUUAAUAUGUGUGUCCCUUGUUGGAAAGGGAAUCUUAAAAUCUAUGUAUAUCGAUGUUUGUCAUACAUUGAUAAAUCGGAUAUCUGGCGAUCUGCCAACUGAUAAAAAAAAUUGCAUUUUACUAAGAUGAUACAUUGUUCAAAAUAUUGCUUAAACUAUUUGUCAUAAAAUAUGCAUUUUUACAA
This is a messenger RNA of Cuscuta epithymum, 1065 nucleotides long. NCBI's taxonomy places the organism in Eukaryota, Viridiplantae, Streptophyta, Magnoliopsida, Solanales, Convolvulaceae. The record is from the annotation of a GenBank genome assembly.